Molecule: messenger RNA, 1150 nt
Organism: Saprolegnia parasitica CBS 223.65
Lineage: Eukaryota; Oomycota; Saprolegniomycetes; Saprolegniales; Saprolegniaceae
Exons: 2
Coding region: 1-1095 (364 amino acids)
Source: RefSeq, a predicted model, not a curated record
AUGGAGGAAGGCGCCAAAACCAAGAUGCUACAUUGGCACAAGGACGUCUGCGCUGAAGCAACGUGUCGCUGUGGCAAGUCCUCCGUUGCCCUCCUCAUCGACUGGCUCACGGUCGACGCCGACGCCGGCUUUCCCAACUAUGCGCGAUGGAGACGCGGCAGCAAGGCGAAGGCCGGCACGAACAAGAUCGGGAUUGCAGGCGAGAUCUCCUUCGACCUUGUAAAGCACGGCCUCCACCGAAGCGACAAGUCGGUCAAGGCCAAAAUUGAAGAGUUGGAGACCAAGUACGGAAAUGUGCUCGACAAGUACGGCAGCGGCAUCGACGAAGACGAAACCAUUCUUGGCGACGUACUUAAAUUAUGCCCCCACUACAACGAAAUCAAGGGUGUUCUUGGCUCUCGCCCACCCGCGCGCCCAGUGCUCUGCUCCUCGAACGAAGACGAGACCCCGGUAACGAUGGCAUCUCUAUCGCGUUUUGCCGAUGACGACGACGACGACGACGACGAUGACACCGAACACAACGAGUCCGAUGGAGGCGACGCGGUGGGCAAAGAGCCGGCAGAAGAGCCGCGCGGCGACGAAGACGCAGCCAGCCCUCGCCCGCAGCCGCCUCCAAGGGACGAGGGCUCGCCACCGCGAUCGGUCCUUGCGUCGUGUGCGAGGACGCCUUCGUCCAACUCGUCCGAGAAGGGGCGCGAGAAGCCGUCAGAUUCGACCCAUACGACCCGGGCACCAGACUCAGCCUCCAAGCCGCCCGCCAAGAAGAUCAAGUUGGACAGCGCCCGCAAGACACCGAAAUGUAUCGCCGAAGGUAUGGCAUACGGUUUUCAAGAUAUGUCCGCUGUGACGAAAGGCGCCAUCGAGCGCAUGUUUGAGAGCCGCUCGGCCGAGCUCGAGUACAAGAAGGCCAAGGACAAGAGAGAGCUCGCGGCCAAGAUGACCAAGGAUCAAGUCGAUCUCGAGAAGAAAGCUCGAGCUCGAGAUGAAGAAGUCGGAGCUCGAGAUGAAAAAGUCCGAUGCGAUCGAAAAAACACGGUCUCUGCGUCAUGCCGAGAUGAUGCAGGAAGCAGCUCUCAUGCACAAGAUGGGCUUUAGUAAAGAGGAGGUCAUGGACUACAUUCGUAGCAACCGCCAGGACAUUUCAAGACCA